GAUUGGUUGCGCACCAGUGAGGGUUUUUCGUGAGAGCGCGUUUGUGAAAAACUCAUUCCUUAGCAUCCUUAAUUGUAGUACUAAUUAGCUUGAGUUCGCACCAAGACACGCCGUCACCUCUAGGUCUGUACAACGAAAAAAAAAACGAUAGAUUUCCAUCAACGAAGAUUUCUUUGCCAAUUCCCUCUCACCUGCCAUGCUACGUGGAACACUGGUGCGCCAUGCGCAGCUCUUCAAGCUCACGCAGCGGCGGCUGCAGAUGGGCACCUUCACGGCCUGCCCCUACCACCGCGCCAAGGAAGGCGGCACCUCCACCGUGAUGGCAGAGGAGGUCGUGGAGCACUGCCCUGUUGUCGGCACCACCCCGCACAUGAGCUGCCCGGUGGAGCACGAGCUGUUCACCCGCAAAGCGCCCACCCUCAUGGCGAUGACGUCGACGAUGGGCAAGACGCAGCUGUCCGCCUACGUCGCCGCGACGGCCCUGGCUGGGUACGUGAUUGCGGGUGGCAUGAACCCUUUUAUAGCCGCUGCGGUGACCGCGGGAACGAUGCUGCAGUCGUGCUCUGCCAACACGGCGAACCAGAUUAUCGAGGCACCGUACGACAAGCUGAUGAAGCGCACGUGCCGCCGCCCGCUGCCCAUGAAGAUGAUCACACCGCAACUCGCCUCUGCCAUCUCCGGCACGGAGCUGGUGCUGGGCACUGGUCUGUUGUACUUUGUCAGUCCCCCCGCUGCGGCCAUCGGCGUGUUUAACUGGUUUCUCUACGUCGGCAUGUACACCCCUCUGAAGCGUGUCUCGGCCCUCAACACGUGGUUUGGGUCCAUCGUGGGCGGUGUGCCGCCGCUGAUGGGCGGCGUGGCCGUGUCGGGCGUCAUCGCUCCGCCGGUGUGGCUGCUGGCGUCGUUUCUCUUUGUCUGGCAGAUUCCGCACUUUAACGGGCUCGCCUUCCACUGCCGUCGCGACUACGAGGCGGCGGGUUAUAAAAUGCUUGCUUUCUACAACCCCUGGCGGGCCUCGUUUUACGCGGUGGCGCUGUCCGUCGUGAUGGCCUUCCUGACCUUGGUGUGCCCCACGUUAGCCGGGAUGGAGAUCGAGGGGCUUUGGUACUACCCCAUGACGGCCGCGGCAAACGCGGUGAUGAUUUAUAAGUCCCUCCUCUUCCACCGCGAGCCGCAGCGGCACUGCCGUGGAUGCUUUGUCUUCUCGUACGUGUACCUUAGCAUUGUGUUGGCGGCCCUCAUGCUGAAUCACUUCCAGCCGAUGCACGUGACGCAGCAUGCGGUGGAGUACGUUACCGCAGAGCUCGCUGGGGUGUCGAAGGCGUCCGCGAUGUCGAAGACCGGCGUGGCAUCUGCAGAGGCGUAAGAAGCGGGUGCGUCUCUUCUUCUUUCUUUCGUUUUCUCCUUCCUUUCUCGGACGCGUUGUGCACGAGAGGGCACCUUCCUUUGCUUUUCGCUGUUGUAGCGCGUGUUUGGUUUUAUACCAAAGAAAAGCUACACCGCAAAAAAUCUGGUGGUGGUGUGGGCGGACGCAACUUCUCUGCGCCUCUCUUCUCCAUCCUGGCAGGAGAGAGCGGUGAGAAGAUGCGGAUGCGACGACAAAGGAGGAGGGUAAAAUAAAGACAGAGUCGCACCAACGAUGGUGGCUUCAAGGAGACAUAUGACUUCAGUUAACUUAGUCAACUUAAUGGGCGCGAGUGUCUGUAUUCCAUGUGCAUGUCUGUGUGUGAGUGCGUGUGUGAAAGAGGCAUGCCGGCAGACGCGGCACGGCGCGUGUUAAAUUCAUAUUCAUGAAACGUAGGAUAAUUUCACUUAUUUUAGGUUUUCCCUUUUCGUUCUUUUUUAUAUUUCUGCUCAGGAUGAAAGGACACGGUGAAGUACGCUCUUAAAACACAAAGAAAACAUGAGGGGACUGUGUGUGCGCUCUUUUCUUCCCUUUUAAUUCUUCCUGCACGCUCUUCUCGACGGCGGCGUUGUCGAGAUAUAUUCUUCAAAAUACGCGCCAUCGCUUUUCCCCACCACCGCGUGCUCGUCCUUCCACUUUCGUCGCUUUGCCGUGUUCGACGCGUUUUAUUUCUUUAGAUGUUUUUUUUUUGGAGGGGUUUAGGUUUGUAGCAACACCGAAUAGCGUGAUGGCACCGUUUGUUUUUGUGCCGCUUCUGCCGGCGCGUUCAGCGGAGCAGCAAUGGAGGGAUGGCGGUUGAUUGUGUGGUGUGUGUAGAAUCGGGAUCAGCUGUGGUACGCAAGAAGAACGAGUAGUAGCGGCGGUUGUUCUCUCGUGAAACGCACGGUGGCGGUCCGUUUCGAACACCUCCUCUUUGCUUCCCUUCUGCGUGGCGGCGAGUCAAAGGCGACGUGCAGGGGUAACGCACGUUCACGCAUUUCUUCUCAACUCCGUGUUUUUCCUCUCCGCCUCUUCGCAUUCGGUGUAUUCUAGUAGGAUAGUUUUACCUCUGGUUGUUGGUAUGGGAUCGUCAUCCAACACAAAAGUGAUUGCUGCUGCUGCAGAGCAGCAUUCGCUCUCAUUUCCUUACCUUUCUUUUUUUUCUUGAUCUCGUCCCCCUUACGGUAUUUUUCUUGAUCUUCAGUGUUCACAGACAGUAGUUUGCGUUCGAUGUUGGGGAAGGCGGAGGAGAUGCGGGCCUGUGGCCAAUACGAUAUUGCCAAAUUCACUUCCAACAGAGGCACAUCAAUAAAGAGAAGAGGUAGAAGCGACAUCAUCGGGGUGCUUCCCCGGGGCGGUGCCGAGUUAAACUGAAGCAGGUGCUCGAUUUUUGUUUUUCCUGGUUUCUCUUAUUUCUAUGUUAUCUUUAUUACAAACACACAUCAAC
Messenger RNA from Leptomonas pyrrhocoris, 2831 nucleotides. Its product is annotated as putative mitochondrial protoheme IX farnesyltransferase. Lineage: Eukaryota; Euglenozoa; Kinetoplastea; Trypanosomatida; Trypanosomatidae. The transcript has a single exon. Gene Ontology annotation, biological process: heme biosynthetic process. Gene Ontology annotation, molecular function: protoheme IX farnesyltransferase activity. Bases 197 to 1366 code for a protein of 389 amino acids. The record is from RefSeq and is a predicted model, not a curated record. Gene Ontology annotation, cellular component: mitochondrion; membrane.